CAGAGGGAGAGUGUGCAGUGACCGAGCAGCAGGUCACUCGAGGUGACUCAGAUGGUAAAUAUAGAUCAGCUCUUUACCUCACAUGACUCCACACACAUAUGCUAACAUACAUGCUAACACUCACCAAGAUAAAGAUCAAGAUCAGCUUCCUACAGUCACACACAUACAGUUUGAACACUUCUGUCCUACACGGUGCAAAGGUCAGGCCCUGCUCUCCUCAUUUACAAACACACUUGAUUCUGUUUUAAAUCCACCUGAUUGAUGUCUUUUCUCCCUGAGGUCUGCCCUAAAGCUUCAGAGACACAAACAGAGAAAACAGAAAGAAAGAAGAGGAAAUAAAGAGCGUAGUUACCAGUAGGUGAUUCAUAUCUGUGGCGCUGUGUGUCGAGCUGCUCUGUCUGGCUUCACCCUGGCAAGGACACAGACACACACUUUUAUAAACACACACACACACACGCACAGUAUCAGUGUUUCUGAAUCUGAGCCAAACUAUGAUCUGCUGCAGAGACAGAAGUGUGAGUGCUCAGUGAUACACAUAGGAAAUACACACAGUUUAUAUUAACGUUGCAGCUGUAACCAAGGGCUGUAUUUGCUGCUGCAUGUGCUACAGUUAAAGUCAUGCACAGUUGAGUUUUAUGCAUCUUUGCAGGAUUUUGGGUCAUGCAGCAGAAUGGAGCCAAACACCGCUCAAGUCCUGGAUGCAGGCAGAGCUGCUGGAGUGAUGUAAGUUAGGCCUGUUUGUUUCAAAGCUUGGUCUGAAAUGUACACAGAUAAACACCUGUCAGGUGUGUCAAAAUGAGUGUUUAUUUCUCCAUUUCUCUAAAACAAACGUGAUUUUCUGAGUUUCACUUCUUGUUUUCUGUGAAGUUUGUCAGAGUGAAGUUUGAACAGCAGACCAGAGUCGCAGAAGCAGCAGUAGGAGCUUUCAGGUGAGCUUUCCAAAUCUUUGCUCAACCUCAGGCAUAAAUCAGAUUUAAAGACAAGGAAAAUAACGACAUGAUGAUUGUUAGACAUGAGCUGUUUGUUUUAUGGGUUUGUGUGUUUUCUUUUCUUUUCUUUUCUUUUCUUUUCUUGAGCCAGAGAAAACAAACUUUACUCCUUUACUCUGUUACUCCCUCAGUCUCAUGAGUUUUAACCCCUGACCUCUGAAUCAACUCUGUGAGAACAUGAAGAAAACUUCAGUUUGUAAACCAAAUACUUUGGCUCUCUCUAGCAAAGAGGUUGAACUUGACUGAUUCAUUUUCUGCUUGAUUUCGAAUCGAUAUACCACAUUGACUAAGUCAUAUCUUAUUGUUUUUUAUUGAUAGCUAAAUGAACCAUGACCUUGUUUAAUGAGUACCUAUAUUUAGUAAUGGUUGUUUGAUCAAUCUCAAACCGAUUGAUUUCAGAUCAAUAAAUCAUUAAAAAUGUUUGGUUGAUUCCUGAGUGCCUGACUGAUCUUUGAUGGUCAGAUUGAUCGAUCUCUGAUUUGUUAAUUGGUCUUCGUUUGUUCAGACGCCGCAGGUCAGAUUGUUUAAUCAGAGGAGAUGUGCUGCUCAGUACUGCCCCUGCUGGUCGGCCUCAGUCCUGCAGUUUUACUCCUGCUGCAGGUUCUGGAUUUAAGCACACAAGCAGUUCACCUGGAGGACUACAGUCACAGCCACCAAGGCUCUGAGUGGCACAAAAAGCAAUUCUGCAAGUGGAAAUGUCUCCAGCUCACCCUGCAGUGGCCCGCAGGCUUCUGUCAGGUCAGCUUUAUUUCUGACUUCUAUUAUCGUCAACAGUUUGGAUUUUUGGGCAUCUUUGUAUGUGAUUGGGUGAUGAAGACACUUGAUUUGUUUUUGAAGACAGGGACGAGGUAGGGAAAUGAAACAGGGGUCAAGGAUGCUGGAAAUGGAGAGAAUUGAAAGAAAGUAGGAAUCAAUGGAAGAACUAAGGAGGGAGAGAGGGUUUGAAGAUUGAAAUGGGGGCCAAUGGGUCUCAUGAAAAGGACGUUUGCUGACCUCCUGUCCUCUUGUCUGUAUCUGCAGUCUUUGAAGGAGGAGAGUCUUUGUGCAAUUCCUCAGAGUAUCAACAACUGGACCAUCCAUGGACUAUGGUAAACACCUCCUUCACUCUGAAUUUAGUCCUCUAACUUUGAAGAUUUGGACACAGACUGAAUAAAACACUAAGGGUGUCUAACUGGCGUCUAAAACAGUCAGACCUUGGCCAACUUGAUUUAGAAGAACUGACUCCAACUUAUUCGAUCAGAGAAAAUGUUAUUGGAGUGUUUUAACAACUGAAAUCCUAACCCUAACUCUAACCCACCCUAACCCUAACCCUAACCAACCCCUUACCAAAUAAAUAUGUGAAAAGUGUGCGGCUCUGAAAACUAAGAAACAUUCAUAUACAGUCAUAUAAAGAAGUUUGGGCACCCCUGACAAUUUCCAUGACUCUCAUUAAAAAAAUCAUUGGGUGUUUGUAUUAGUAACCUAAUUUUAAGCCAUCAAAUAACUCAAGGACACAGUAAUAUUUCAGUAGUGAAAUGAGGUUUAUUUGAUUAACAGAAAAUGUGCAAUAUGCAUCAAAACAAAACAAACUAGACAAGUGCAUAAAUCUUCCCACAGAUGAUCAAUGAUAUUUAAGUCUGGGGACUGCGAUGGCCAUUCCAGAACUUCGUACUUGUUUCUCUGCAUGAAUGCCUGUUUAGAUUUUGAGCAGUGUUUUAGGUCAUUGUCCUGUUGAAAUAUCCAGCCCCAGCUUAAUUUCAACUUUGUGACAGAUUCUUGAACAUUAUUCUCAAGAAUUUACUGAUAUCGAGUGGAAUCCGUGCGACCCUCAACUUUAACAAGAUUCCCAGUAACGGCAAUGGCCACCCACACAGGCCCACAGCAAAAUGGAACCUCCACCAAAUUUUACUGUGGGUAGCAAUUGUUUUUCUUGGAAUGCUGUGUUCUUUCGCCGCCAUCCAUAAGGACGCUUGUAAUGCCUAAAUAACUCAAACUUGGUUUCGUCAGUCCACAGCACCUUAUUCCAAAAUGAAGCUGGCUUGUCCAAAUGUGCUUUUGCAUACCCCAAGCGACUCUGUUUGUGGUGUGUGCUCAGAAAAGGCUUCCUCUGCAUCACUGUCCCAUAUACAGCUUUUCCUUGUGCAAAGUGUGCUGAAUUAGUAAACGAUGCACAGUGACGCCAUCUGCUGCAAGAUGAUCUUGUAGGUCUUUGGAGGUGGUCUGUGGGUUGUUUUUGACCAUUCUCACCAUCCUUCGCCUUUGCCUUUUCUUGGCCUGCAAUUUCUGGCCUUAACAAGAACUGUGCCUGUAGCCUUCCAUUUCUUCACUAUGUUCCUCACAGUGGAAACUGACUGAAAUCUCUGAGCUAGCAUUUUGUCACCUUCUCUUAAUCCAUAAUGCCCAGCAAUCUUUGUUUUCCGGUCAUUUGAGAGUUGUUUUGAGGCCCCUGUGUCGCCACUCUUCAGAGGAGAGUCAAAGAGAGAUCAACUUGAAAUUGGCCUUCUUAAAUACGUUUUCUCAUGAUUGCAUGCACCUGUCUGUGAAGUUCAAUGCUUAAUGAGCUCAUCAAACCAAAUAUGUGUUCCAACUUAUCAGGGUUAUGUAGUUACAGGUAUUCAAAUGAACACAUAAAUAAGAGUGCCAAAGUUUUUGCACAAUAUAUUUUGAGGUUGAAGGGGGGAGAAAAAUGUAUGUUCUGUGCAAUAAAUUUCUAAAGUUUGUCCACAGCUCCAUAGGGAUUACUGGAGGAGGCAGGAUUUAUGACCUAUACUGCAGCCCGUCACCAGAGGGUGCUGUUCUUGGAGUAGCUUCACCCAGCGAGGAGGCAGAUGGCGUCCAUUCAAUAUACAGUCUAUGGACGCACCUGAUACACCUCUAAAGGAGGUGUCCUUACUGUCUAUUUGAACCGGCUCCUUCUGAUACAAAGAGGCAACACCUCUAUUGGAAAUCCAUCUGAAUGUCCAAGCUCUUCUCUCCAAGGCUGGACCAUGACACCUUACAAAGGACUAUCAAAUUCACAAAGUUCAUGACCAUAGGUGAAGGUUGGAAGGUUGUGAGCAGCUGUCACACAGAACACAAGUUCUGUUUCUGCCAAUUUCAUCUAAGGUUAAACUGAUGAAAACUGCAGAUAUUGGAGCAGAAACAAACUUGCUAACAAAGCCAGCUCUGUGGAGAUCAUAAAUCCUCCUCCUCCUUUGCAGAGUGCGACUGUCUGAGUCAUGUCAGCUCUGAUCUGUCAUGAACUCUGAGAGUUUGUAUUAUUCUGCUGGUUUCAUGCUGUCUUUGUCCCUGCAGGCCUCUGAAAGCCUGGGGCUGCUGUUCCUGCUGGCCCAUGUUCCAGUCAGACAUCCAGGUGAGUCCCAGUCAGGACCAGAUCAGCUGGUUACCGCAAUAGAAAAGAGCAGGUGCAUAUGUUUGGUUUGUGAAUAAAAAUGAGGAUAUUUCAGGAGUGCAGGUGCUCUGAGGAGACUCAAUGAUUUCUUCAGUUUUUGCUUUUGUGUUUUCUCUGAUAAACUUUCAGCCGUUCUAAAAAGUUUAAUCAGCACCACAACGCUCAGCUGUUAUUCUGACAACCAAAGAAACUUUUAAAAGUUUUGUUUGUCUGACAAAGUUUAAAACUCUGGAAAAUAAAUGACAAACUUCAGGAUUUUGUUAUCAAGGAUGUAGGAAAGCUGAAAGCUGAUUGGCUGGCAUUUGUAUCUUUCAGGAGCUGGAGGUGGAGCUUAAUGAAUACUGGCCGUCCCUACUGAAGACAAGGUCCAGCUUCCACUUCUGGUAGGAGAUGCUCUGUCUGCAGAUCCACCUUUUUUUAACCUAUUCUGUUGAAUCUCUCAGUGCAAAGUAAUACCAGGCAGAUGUCGGGAACAUGUGAAAACAAAUGUCAUAAGAAUUGAAGAAGUUUCACAGGGAAAACUCUUAAAGAGGGUCAUGCUCCACUAGUUUUCACUCACAUCUGUGAUAAAUGUGUGUGCAGUUUCAUGUAUUUGGGAUCUGGGCUAAACAGGAGACUUUAAGGGUCACCCUGCAGCCAGAGGCUGUUUUUCUUUGUUUGGUUCUUUGUUUUGGUUUGGUUUGUAUUUACAGAAAACAUGCAUAACUCAUGUUAAUAGUCAUGAUUAUGAUGGCUGAAGGUGUGUGUGUUGUAGGAGGGAGGAGUGGGAGAAACACGGAGCAUGUGCAGCCUGUGUUGAAGGGAUGAACUCUCCUCUUAGAUAUUUCCAGAUCAGCCUUAAACUACGACAACAGUUUGACAUCCACAGGUUGGUGUGCACACACAGUUACUGAAGUUAUGGGCAUUAAGAUUCAGAUACAGGAGGAGUGGUUCCUGCUGCUGUUAUAAAGAGUUUUAUUCUGAAACUGCUCACUGGAGCUUUAAAGUCAGAGUCAACUAUUUAUUUUGUUUCUUCAGAGUUCUGGAAGCUGCUGCUGUCACUCCAUCCUGUGAUCGAAUGUACAAGGUAAGAAACCCCAGACUGAGAAAAACUAUGAGUUAAAAUCAGUUCCACCUGUUUGCUUCAUUUAUUUUAUGGAAAUGUUACCAGGAGAGCCAGGAGAGGAUUCUACAGGGUCCUCCAGGGACCAGAGUGUAAGGGUGCAGGCAGGUUUCCUUCAGCUUUUCAGAUUUCUUUUCAUGACAGUCGUGUGUGUGUGUGUGUGUGUGUGUGUGUGUGUGUGUGUGUGUGUGUGUGUGUGUGUGUGUGUGUGUGUGUGUGUGUGUGCAGGUUUCAGAGGUCCAUCAGGUUCUGGCUCCACACCUGGGGUUGCACCACAUGAUCCAGUGUGUCACGGACCAGCAGGUCAGAUCAGAUCUCUGAAUCUGGUGUCUCUCUCUCUCUCUCUCUCUGUGUGAUGAGGUCCAUGCUAAAUUAUAUUUUCACAGCUGAAUGAGGGGAUUGAAAAAGAAUUUAAAAGAAGGGUGAGGGUGAGUACUGUAGCCCUGAAGGCCAGCUGCAUAAACACACUCCAAGACCACAAACCAAAACUUAAACCUCUGCAAGCACCCGAUCUGCUCUGAGUUACACUUUUUUUUCCUAACUUUUCAUAGGAUAACUUUAUUAGGGAAAAACCAGACCUAGAAUAAGACGAUGGCCACAUUUUCUGUAUCUCAGGGUUAUACUCUAACAGCUUUUAACCUAACAUUUGAGAUACUUCAGCUGCACUUACUCUAACUUCCUGUAUCUGCUGAAAGCUCUGAUUGUACAGACAAAACGCUGAAAACAUCAAAACAGACUCUUAACUGAGUAAACAGAUCAACCUAACCACAAAAACAUGGAUUUGGUUCUCUGUCUGAUCCCAAACAAAUACCCACAUGAUAUUCAGUGGAAACAGGAGAGUGUGAGAGCGUUUGGGGCUGAUAGGAGCAUGGAAACAUAUCACUUGCCGUGUAAUAAAGCAUAUCAUCACUGUCAAACUCAAUGUCAUUAUCUUUAAAUGAAAAGUCUGGGAUCCAGAUGUCUCAAAAAAACCCUGGUUAGGAUUUUGAAUCAUCCACAGAGGACAGAUGGUUCCUAUAACUUUUCAGUCCAACAACAAGAGGAUUAAGAGGUGGUUUGAAAAUAGAAACUAAAGGACACUUGAAAAUAAGUCAGUAUAUCCUUCAUACUGGAAUCCUGGACUUUCUCACAGUUCUGCAGUCCAAACGGGUCUAUUUAUCUGAACAGACAGGAGUCAUGCUGAGAUCACCACAGUUUGUGUCUGUGUGGUUCUGUUCAGUUUGACUGCAUGUUUAUAAAGAAGGCUGUCUGUUCCUCAUCACUGAGUUGCAGUGUGGAGAUGAAUACACAUCACAGUCAACAGUUAUUAACCCACCCCGGUGUACACCAUCUAAAGACCAAAAACUGAUGUUUGGUCAGAAAGACUCUGUUAUCUCCAUGAAAUCUAUUAUAUUCUGUUUGUGAAAAUCUAUGUUUUAACUCAUUUUUAGAUCUACUCUGAUCUUUUACCCAGUUCUUUUCUGCUAAUUCUAUCCAUAUUUAUCUCAUUAUUUCUUAUAGGAAAAAAAAAGUUUCAAGUACCUCUAUUCUCUUCAAUUCAGCAAAUCUUCUGUCUUCUAUUCUAUUUACUUCCAUUUUUUCUCUCUUCAAUUUUAAUGUAUUCAACUGUAUGAUAACUAUUCCAUUCCAUUCUGCUUUAUUAUAUUAUUCCAUUAUGUUCUAUUUUAUUCUACUUAACUUAAAACUAUCAUAUUCUGUUCCACCUAUUCUAAUUACACUGUUCUAAUUUUACUAUUUUGCUUAAUUCUUUCAUAUUCUUCCUAAUUUUAAUAUAUUCUGUUACUCUAAUUACAUUUUUAAUUUUCUUCUUUACUCAUUUCUAUUCAACUGGUUCCAAUUCAUUCUGCUACAUUUUAAUGUUUUAUUUACUCCUUUCCUAUUUCCUGCUUCACUUUUAUCCACAGUACUCUGCUUCACUUCAGUCUAUUCCCUUCUACGCUAUUCUAUCCAUUUCUAAUCUAUUUUCUAAUCCUCUAAUUUCCUAUCUACUCUACUCUCUCUGUAAUGGUUGCUAGUUUCACUCCUGUCUUUGACCCCCCCAUCCCCAUCCCCACAUCACUCUUUUCUUUUUCCUCCCUCAGGGCAGAGAGGUGUGGUUCCAGGUGAAGAUCCCUCUGUCCCACAACCUCACCAUCGGCUGUGAUCACUAUGGCGACACUGACAGGGACUCUGCAUCCAGGUCUGGCCUCAGACAGAACACGUCUCCUGGACACCCCUGCCUUGAUGAGGUCCCUUUUUACUACCUCCCCAUUGACCAUCAGCGACCUCAGAGACCCUGUGACUGAUGGGACGAGGACCCGUGCACCUUCACCAGAGCAGCAGAUAAUUUUGAGAGUUUAGGACUGUACUGAGUUAAAUAUUUACUAUGUCUUUGCUUUUUGGUUUCUACAUGACAUCCUUCACCCGAUCUAUUGGAGCCAUGUCAUCUUUCUCUGUAUGCUCUGACCUUUUUUAGACACCUGUACAUGUCUUCAUGUAAAUCCAUGUUUCUUUUUUCCAUUUUAAUCUUGUUUUUGCCAAAAUAAAAAAAACUGAGGGCUAACUGAAGGCUUGCACAGUCUACAUGAAUCAUUUAACUGUUUCCAAACCAUGUUGAAAUGUUUCAGUCUUUUUUAGAUGUAGGAGUAUUUAACAAUUCACAUCUGGGAAUAAUUAAAAAUGUUUUGGGGUCCUCCAUUCAAUGCGUUCAACACAUACUGACAGCUCUUACAUAACGGACUUCAAAUGAUCUAUUACAUGAAGACUGUUGCCGUGAAACACAUUCCUACACACACCACUACACUGAGUCCUUGUGUGAGAAAUUAGAUAUCACCUAACAUCCAAUAACAGUAUCUGUGAAAUGAACACACAUUUCCACCAGCUGUGUGUAGGACACCAGCAACAGAAACACCAAGGAUAGGGGAGUGUUUCGGUUUCCCACUUCAGCUUCCUCAGAGGCAGGACCGCAGAGAGCCGUGAGACAGAGUUCAAUUACAAGUCAAGAACAGAAGUUUAUGUGUAGAUGUUCAGGAGCUAUCAUCCCACAGAUACACUCUCAGUUUAUUUAUUAAGGAGAUGCUGUAUUAGAAUCAGAGUCCAGUGCUCUUUUGUCGGGGACCCUUUAGUUACCCACCUUCUUAACUCAGCUGUCCUGCCUGUGUUAUUUCAGAUACCUUCAACUAGAAUUACAGAAAUUGAAAAUUAUUAUUUUUUUUAAUUAUUGUUAUUGAAAUUAUGGCUCAUCUCCGAGUUCAUACUUCCAACUAUUUCCAUCCAGUGAGGACUGAAAGUCUGAUGAGAGACAGAUCCACCUGGCAUUUUCACUCUUCCUGUAGCACUCUCAAAAGUUUGGAGGUCUGUCUGGAAACAUCCUCAAUUAUUUUUCCAGAUGUUUGAAUUUUACAAAAGUUAAGCCAAACCUCCUCUGAAAUGUUUUUUUUUAAGAUUUUAAAGAUCCUAAUCUGGAUUCAGAAGAAAAUCUGGAAUUCUGCAGAACAUGAAGAGACUCCGGAAAUCUGUCAGAGGCGCUGCAUGCUGUCCAAGACUUAAUACUUAGAUAAAGAAGUGCUCACCUGGAUUUCUUCAGCAUGACCAUGCUGUACAUCUGUGAAGGAAAGACCGAAGUAACCCACAGAUCCAACAGACAGACAUUAACUGGUUCACAGUUUAUUGACGUUACAUUUAGUUUUCUGACCUUUUUCCAUCAGAAAAAUCAAAAGAACUGACAAAUCAUUUAAAGAGCACUAAAAACAGACUGAGACCACUACUGAAGAUGCAGAAAAGGUAACAAAAAAGGAAAAAGUAAAGAGGCAGACAAGCCCGAGACAUCGUUCAUGGGUGUUCAGAGAGACACUGAAGGGGGGUUGUUUGCUGAGCUCCAAAAACUCAUUUCUGUUGAACAAUAAAAAACCUGUUAGAGGCUGUGUGUGUGUGUGUCUGUGUGUGUGUGUGUGUGUGCGCGCGCCGCUCACCAAAAUGAUAAAAACAAAACUCUAGACAUCCCUGUCAGUUUUUGAGCCAACAAUACUCUCACUACAGUCUGCAGUGUGUGUGUGUGUGUGUGUGUGUGUGUGUGUUUCUUGUGAUAGAGUCUCUGUGCCCAUGUCUCUCCCCCUUAGUGCUCCAAGCGUCCCAGGAACCUCAGGUUGAGGAUCUUCAGCUGGUCAUCCAGCUCCAUGCGGACGAUGCCAUCAUCUCCAUCAAUGCUCAGCAGGAUCCCCGUCGCCUCGCGGUCUUCUCCGAGAAUCACCUUCACCUGGACGAGAAGGAACCAAUCAAAGUUUGGUUACAGGUAGCUCUCUGGACACUUCUCCUCAUGAGUUUAAGGUUCUUAAAUAUUUCUAAUACAUUCACAGACAUCAGCUAACAAUGUUUGAGGGUUUGAGGCUGAAGUAUAUGGGAUUUUCACAUAUUCAGUUUUGUUCAUAAUAAUAGCAGUGUGUUUAAAAAGGUAACCUCAAAAUUCUUCAAAUAAAUUGUAUUUCAAUGAACACAAAUGCAGUGGGGACACUGCACAUUCUAUUCUAAAGCAAGACAAUUGGAAAAGUUAUUGAAUUUGAUAUUUUACAUAAAGUCAAGAAAUAUUGUGUUAAAAAAAAUAGCAGUGUCGAUAUCUUUCUUUACAAACUCAAAAAUGUACUGUAUAAACUAAGCAAUGCUUGAAGAUUUCACUUUCCUAAACGGUUCCUUGCAGCCAAGCACAAUUGUAUUGUGUUUCACAAUUCCUCUGAAUUUCUUGAUUUUGCCUCAUGAACAGCAUUGUUUAUGUCACCCCACGAGUUUUCUAUGGGAUUAAGGUCCAGGGAUUGUGCUGGCUACUCCAUUACUUGAAUUCUGUCUGCCAUUAUGAUUAUACUCUGAUCCUUUAAACAGUUGUUUUUCUUUUUCUUCCUCGCCUUUCGGGUUUUGGCUGCCAUUUCAAAGCAUUUGAUAUCAUUUUAACUGAACAGUUUAUCAUUUUCUGCACUUCUUUAUAGGUUUUCCCCUCUUUUAUUUAUUUCUUAAUCAAAGAACUCUCUUCUUCUGAACAGUGUCUUGAAUGAACAAUUUUACUCUGUUUUUCAUGGACAAAUGCACAGCCAGCAUAUACAGCGUCAGUUGCCUUGAUCCUUAAAUAAGGGCCACCUGUUUAAUAACCUAUUUCUUUUCACAUAAUUAAUGACUUUACUAAUUGAACUCAGCACUGCCAUUUUCUUGAACACACCCCUUUCAGUAAAUGAUUCAGUUUCACAGAAUUAGCAGCAUGCAUGUCAUGCCUGUUGGGUCUGUUGGUUUUCUUUACCUUUACUAAACCUUCUAGAAAGUUACCUGCAGUGUAGAAAUUGAAAUUCUGUUAAAAACAGUGAUUUAUCUUGCUGGUGAUGUGGGACUGCUAUUAUUUUGAACACAACUGUUUAUAAAUGAAAUAAAACAAAGCAAGGGGGAGUUCUCAUAUUAAGAUGAUAUAUAAAUGAAGAGUUUGAGCAGCAUUUGUACUUCCUGAAUUAGUUAAGGUGCCAAUCUAAUGCCAAGUUUCCUUUUCAAAAGCCUUGAACAAAAGUUUGGAAUGAUGACAUUUAACCCUUUCAUAUCUAGCUAGCUCACUCUUCAGCUGAACCAGAGCUGCUGAAUAUGACGAACAAUCAAGACUUGUGUUAUUCUCCAGAUAAAUGCAGAACAAAGAGGAAAAUCGAAGGACAGACCUCAGUCUAACAAAGAUGUGAUUCCUCUUUUCUCACAGAGUUCAGUCACACAUGCACACGCACACACACACGUCUUGAAUUCUGACCUCAGUGCUGGAUUAAAAGUGCUUUGGGGACUCUAAAUCUUCUGAACUUGUUACCAAUGAAAAUGUGAACUGUUUCUGUUACCUUGUUGUUCUUGGUCGGGGUGACGGGCUCCAAGUGAUCACUGCUGAUACUGACGACCUUCUCCGACUCCUGCAUAAACACUGAGCACAUGCCCCCCUGAGGACAGACACAGAGACACAGGACCACUUUAAGCUGACGCAGUAAGGGUUUUGUUUUCAAAUAAAAUUAAACUCUUAAAACGUGUGCUGUAUAUCAAAAUAACAGAGACCAGGCCUGUUGUUUACACCAGUUUUAUACUACUGACAAAUAUCCAGAAUAAAAAUCAAACACAAAAAGUCCAAAAUUUUACAAAAAGUCUCUGAACUCUGUAGUUUUAUGAUCUCAGUUUAAAGGGAUUUGUCACUUUUGCCCUCAUGAGUGUUUCUGUCGAUGAUUUUCAAGAUGUGAAACUUUUAAGUUGUCUGAGUUAUACUUUGAUGGACUCUGUUUGAGAAGUCUGAAACAGAAUUAUGCCAAAACACUUACUCCAUGACCGAUGCCUUGGCUUCCUGUAGGUAAAAACAUUCAGAGCCCUCUACGUUUUUUCAUUUCAGAUCCAUCUAAAGUAAAUAAUGGUUUACAAAUGUUGCUGAUGUCAAUCGGCACUCUUCAGUAUUUUCCUUUCUGUUGCUCCACAAAAUGUUCUUUCUUUAGAACUAAAUGAGGCAGAACCAGAUGAAGCCUUCAAAAGGAAAUCCAGAGUGAGUCUCAUUAUCAAGUCUAAUAGGCUGUAUUCACCCAGCAGCAAUCUGGGUGAUCCAACCUUUAAGGUCAAGUAUUCACAGAUGCAGAUGAACAUGUUGCCAAAUAUGAUGGAGGUGCAAGACCUGACUGAUGCAGUUACUGCCUCACCAAGAAAGACAUCAGUGGGGAGGAGGGCUGAUUAAAAAGCUAAAAUGGUACCUCCGAGAAAUCCAGUUACUUGAUUAUCAAAAAACCUCCAGGAAAAUCAUUUGCAUUGAGGCUUCAAUUAAUAUACAGCUUUCUGGAUUUGGGGAUAUACAUGACAUUCUGGGCAUGACAACUAUCAGACAUAAACUCUGAGGCCUGUACUAUGAAGCUGGAUUAACAAAUCCAGGAUAACUCUGCGACAACUCGCUCAACUUCACCGGAUCUCCGCGAUCCCAAUCAGCUGUACUACGAAGCAGGAUAUCAACUCGAUGACUGAAUCCAGUUCAGAUCUGUAUGCGCACACGUAAAGGGGGUCGGGUCAGUGCCACCGGACCAAUCUCCACAAUGGAGAAGGCUGCACGUCAUUUUUCACAGCUGAAGAACAGAGCUUUAUUUAAACAGUGAGACAGACACAGCCACUAAAAGCCAGAGGGACUGCCGACAAAAAAAAUCACCGGUUGUGUAAAUUACAUUUGUGCGUUCAUAAAUUUAUGGCCCCCUAAUAUAUUGUCAUGCAGCGUGUGUGAUCACCACCAUCAUUGACCUCAUUAUUUCAGAUAUAACAGCAGUGGGGAAAAGAGUACGUGGGAGCAAAUAAAAAUAAAUCUAAAAACAUCCUUUAAAGUAGUUUGUAAGUUUAUUGGAAGAUUUUAUUUGUACAUAUUUCAACACGUAAACAGUGAUUUCCUCACACUGCCUUUUUUUUCUCCAUCAUCUGAUGCUCACGUCAUCUGCAGACACAUUUGGGGUUAAGAGUUUUCUAAUCUGCUUCAAUGAAUUCUGAAAGAUGACUAACAAAUUUGAACCUGGAGCUUGGCAAAUAUUAGUGUAUUGCUUAGACUUCAUGCUACCUGAAUAUUGAGGCCGUCCGAGGAAAACCUGUAACGUUCAUAGAGAACGUCAUCAGGUAAAUCAAACGGAUUUGAACGAUCAUGAAUAUAACGCUCUCGGCGGAGCGCUCCUCUCACUAUCCGUGCAACGAUGUCCCCGGGAUCCAGCAAAAGUGGGCAAGCCAUUUUCCAAGAGAUCUGAUUGGUCAGUGGGCGGUCUUUUAUACCUGCUGAGAUCUUAUCCUGAAACAUAACCUGCUCCGGAGCAGGUUUGGCGUUCCGCGUAAGUUACCGGGGCAACGGACCCGGAUAAAAAGAGAUCCACCUUCGCAGUACAGAAAACCCAGAAGUUAUCCAGAAGUUAUCUCGCUAAGACCAAAUCCAGCUUCGUAGUACAGGCCUCUGAUCGGCCUAACUUGCAUUUACAGUCUGGGUGGUCACCGUUGGUGGAAACCUCACAUGGAUAAAAACGACAGGGAGUUUGAGCAGCCUGCACAGGUGUCAUCUAUGUGUGGGAAAGCUGCACUAUAAAAACACUUCUGUUGCAUCACUGAUUUCACACUGUCCUGGAUUUAUUUCCUCUUUCCAUGCACACUGCUACCAUACUCCUGUGGCGCAUUAUUAACAGCGUGUGGAGGCAUUGAUUAGGCUCUCUGUUUCUGCGUUACAGAGCUUGAAAUCAGUUCUCUGCUUAUCAACAAACGACUUGCUGAUAACAUAUGCUCCUCCUACGACUCUUCCCCUGCUUCGUAUUGAAAUAACCAUCGUUUCAUCUUCACGGCGCACCACAUUUGGAACUUGGUGUGGAACCCUUGGACUCUGAAAGUUGUCCAGAACCAGGUUUUUCCACAGCCACUUUCAUGGUUUGAACUUCUCAAGUGACCCUGAGGGUUUAAAUAGAGUUGCUGGUUUCUUAAGUUUUUUUUAAAUCUGCUGAAGUUCUUCCUCCUUCAAGAAAAAAACCUUGAAGAGUACAGGUGAAGCCAAAUACAAAGAGAGUCAGUUCACCAGACAUUUCCCCUCAAAGUUUCUCUCUUCACUGCAAAGCAGAGAUUUCACACUGUGAGAUGGGACAGACUUACAUAAAACAAAAGUGCUCUGUGUGUGUUUUUUUACCGUGACGCUCCUGAUCACUCCGAUCUGUCCCAUCAGGUCCAUGAAGGAGUCCUUAACCCGGACCAGGAUGUCGGUGGUCACCCAGUCGCUGCUGCCCUGCUCGAUGUUGGAGCCCGGGGUGUGAGGAUUAUAUCCUCCAGGAGAGGGCGCCCCGGGUGUCAUCGGACUGUAACCAACGGGACUGGGACUAGGACUUGCCUGUGGGAGCAAAAAGUCACUGAGUGUGUUUACAUGGACCAAAGUGACCAAAGUGACCACUGUCUCAUUUCUGGAGUUACACAGGUGUAACAAAUAUCUGAUAUUCUUCACUGGACUGGAUUAUUCAAAAUCUGGUAACACUCCCAGGUUUCGGACGGAUAAUCUGUUUUAUGUGGAUCAGGUUUACAGGAUGAUCCGGUUUCUUUGGUGCUAAGACAUCUGCAUAAGUAAAGGAUGUGGGCAGGAGCAGAAAUGGAGGAAGAUGAAGAAACAAAAUAACAGGGCAGCAGCAACAACAACAACUACAAAAACAACAAAACUAAAAGCUCCACAAACUGAAGGAAAUUCUUCAAUCCCCAGAGCAGAACACACAAAGAGAGACAGUUCUGAGCUAAAUGACCUAAAUCACUAAAAACAGGCUGAAAUGACUCCCUGAUGGCUUGAGCAGGAGCAUAGGUGUGAAGUCAUCUGUGGAUCUUGAUGAACGUAACAUUUUGGAGUGGCUGUAACCAGUGAUGCCAGUAACACAUUACUUAGUAACGCGCUGGUCUAAUUAGACCACUUUUUUCCGUAACAAGUAAUCGAGUUAUCUAAUGCGUUGCUAUUUCCAAACCAGUAAUUAGAUUUAACAUGUGUGCAUAACUAUUUUCUCUCACCCCCCUCCCCCCCAAAAAAAUAUAUUGUUUUCAUCUGGGAGGAGUGACAUCAGUUACAUAAGCGACAAGUCACGAAACAACCUAACUAAAAAAACACUCAAUCACAAACCACUCAGGUGUAAGUCAUAUGCACACACAUGAAGCAGCCACGGCAAAACGAACAUAAACAACAAUGGAGGGAGGAGAGAGAUGCGCGUUCUCAAGCUUAUUUUAUAUUUCAUUAAAAAGAAUUGUUUAUGUUUUGUCAGUCGAGGCUAUCUUUACUUAAUAAAAAAAUACAUGUAUUUUUUGACAUUCCUGUUGAAAUUACACUUCCGAUAAAGUGAGUGUUGGAAAGAAAAUGGUUUUUAUUUACAUGUUGAGGCUGCUAAAUGUAACUUGUAAUCUAACUUUGUUACUUUUAAAAUCAAGUAAUCAGUAAAGAAACUAAGUUACUUUUUAAAGGAGUGAUCGGUAAUCAAAUUACAUUUUAAAAGUAACUGUGGCUGUAACAUUAAAUCUUUGUCUUAACUUUGGUCAUAGGGACCUUCUUCCUUGCAGCAUUAAAGUGGGAGGGAGUGGACUGCUGGACAUUGAACAGGAAAAAUUUCACAGGUAACUAAAUCAUGGUGAUGGAGAAUCUGGAUUUGUCAAGACGGCUAUUUUCUAAUAAGAGCAGAAAUGGAAACUUGCGACUCUGAUCUUCUGUUUUAUUAUCAUUAAAAUACUUAAUCACUUAGUUUUCCCAGAAGUCGCUUAUCUGCAUCAGUCCUCUCUCUGUUCCUCUCCAGAACAGAGAGAUCACGUAAUUCAAAUACUGGACCUUCAUUACUUUGUCAGACACUCCUCUUUAGGCUGAAAAGUGCACGGACACAAACAUUAAGCUCAGUUUUUCCGUCUUGACUAUAGUUCAGGGUAUCCCUGACUGUAUGAACAACUGUGACUGACAAGGUUUCACUUCAGUGACCCGACAGAAAGUCCUGAUCAGUGUUUGCUCAGAUCGCAGAUGUAAUCUCCCGUAGAGAAAAAGUAUUACAUAAGCAGGGUCUAGUUAAACUGACUUCUACACCUCUGGCAUGUGGGCAUCAACCUGCAAGAAGGCUUGAAGCCUGGCGGUGCUCGCUCUGCUAACCUCUGCUGAGUUGAUCUGUGCUCAGGUUUGGCUGUUUCCAGAUUUUUGUUCUUACCUCUAAACUUGUCAAGAUUAAAAUUUUUGUUUUUUGAGACUAAGAGUACUCACUUCAGAGCAUCCCACACAGCUUCCUGAUGCUCCAUGCCAACAAAGUUACUGCUAUCUUACAGGGUAGCUUUAGCUGCAUUUGUACACCACUGACUGUCAACGAACAGUUAGGUUGAGGCCACAUUUCCAAUAUGUUGGCAGCUGCCAAAAGGCUUCAAGAGUGAAACAAACACUGGCAAACAUCGGUUAUCCUGAUGAUGAAAACUGAGCAGCCAGCUUAAUAACUCUGAAGUUCACAGAGCAGUCUGUGGUUCUCAGUAGUCACACUGAAGAAUCUCGUACCUGAUAGGCCAUUGGGGAGGGUGUUGGAUGGUAGCUGGCAGGAGAAUGUGUGUUCUGGUAGCCAACUGGUGAGGGUGCCACCUGGUGGUAGCUCUGAGGACUGGGGCUGGGCUGAUAGGAGCCCUGAGGCGACGGGGCCGCGUAGGGAGAAUACUGCUCAGUGUUAUACCUGAGAGAAAACACACACAAUCACACAGGUAAGAUAAGAUUAUCAAAUCUAAAAAACUGUGACUUUUAGAAACAGAAAGCUACGUUUUUAAAGGGUCAUUCCACAAAUUUUAAUUCUUCAUUAUAUAAGAGCAAAGAAACAUUUGAUCAUCUGAAAUAUGGGAAAAGUCUGGAAGUUUAUUGAGUGACUUUUAGACACAUUCAUCUGUCACUAAGGUCCAUGUUUUGCCAUCCAUAGGUAACCACAUCUGUUGAUACUCACAUAGCAGGCGUGCCAGGUGUCUGAGGAUUGUACUGAGGGUUGACUUGUGGAGAUGGGACUUCUGGGUAACCUGGGGUCUGGGGGUUGGGGGUCCCGCCGUAUCCCUGAGGGGAUGGGGAGGGCUCAUCAUCGUAGCCGAAGUCGUACUCCUCAUCAUUCCUGGGGGAGACAGACAGAAAUGAUAAAACUGAGGAUAAACAGGAAAACACACUGAGCUCUAAAUGAUUGUGUGUGUUUGUGAGUGUCACCUCGAAGGUGUGUUGGGGUUGCUGGGGUCCCAGGCUCCACUUUGACCUGGCGUCCUGCUCCCAUCAUGUAGUGGGGUCUGAGA
Messenger RNA from Xyrichtys novacula (pearly razorfish), 17221 nucleotides. The record is from the annotation of a GenBank genome assembly. Lineage: Eukaryota; Metazoa; Chordata; Actinopteri; Labriformes; Labridae.